This is a messenger RNA of Styela clava, 2942 nucleotides long. RefSeq lists its product as uncharacterized. Lineage: Eukaryota; Metazoa; Chordata; Ascidiacea; Stolidobranchia; Styelidae. The record is from RefSeq and is a predicted model, not a curated record.
ACCAAACGAUAAAUUAGUUAAUAUUACUUAUAAUUUUGUGGACGAUAAAUAAAAUAAGAUCCAUGGUUUCUGUGGCUGGUAUGCGAUUAGAUGGCUCAAGCAUCGCCGGCGAAAAAAUUAUUUGUUAACGGCACCGUUCACCCCGCUAAAAUCAACGACAAAGACAAAAUUCCUCUUGAAACUCUCAAACCAAAACAAGAUAAUAUUAGUCUUGUUUCUGUAUCGACUGUUGCCAGCAGCAUCAAAAUUCCGCGUUCACAUUCAUCCACGUCUAAGGAAGUAAAACUUGACGUCAAGGAUUUAAACCAUCUUCAUCCAAAUAUCAACUCAUCCUCUGCACCAUCAGUUGUUGUCAACGACAUAUCCGGAGACGAGAGUGAUUUUUCCGAAUUGCAGUCAAGACGUGGGAGCUCAAAUCAAGUGUCAAACGCUGAAAAAUUAUCCAAAAUAUUCAAUCCAAAAAACACAGCUGCACAGAAGUGGGUGAAAGCCGGGAAACAAGUCAGGCGAGCUGUUGCAGUUACCCAGGCUUUACAACGACCUCAAUCAAGAGAAGAAAAAGUACGGAAGCAACUUUACGGAUCAAAAGCAGUGUUGCCAGUUGUACCAGUUCCUGUUGCUGUCAUUCUACUUAUUUUGAAUAUUCUUAUACCAGGAUUAGGAACAAUAGUGGGUGGAUGUACAUUUUGUUGUUGUGCAACGACUUACGAUAAACCAAACAGAAAAGGGAUUGGGCAGAAAAUUCCAAAGCUUGUCUGCAGAAAUUUACUAGUUGGAUUUGCACAACUCUUCACCGUCAGUUUUUUAUUGAUUGGAUGGGUUUGGAGCAUAUCUUGGGGAAUGACGAUGUUGUAUAUGGCUAUUGAGAGAGAUCGUGAAAAGAAAGAAGGAAGUGACUGGUUUCCUGAUGAAAUUGACUGAAAAUGAUUUCCUUUUUGCAAUGAAAAGCUUAUUUAUGGCGAUGGCGAUUCGGAGCAUGAUGCAAAAGAUCCACGGGGAAGGAAAUUAAAAAUAACCUGCCGGAAUAGGUUUCUCUUAUAAACUUCAUGUCCUGUUGACUGUUCGAUCAAGUCAAAACGAUGUUCUUUGUUUUACGACUGAAAACUAUAAACUCAAACGCAAGAUUACUCGUCACUGCAAAUCAAAUACGAAACCCUUUUUGCAUCGCCCAACCUUGCCAAAACUCUUCAGAAACACCAUGAUACGUGCAAGAAUGCGAAUUAUAAGAGAAAAAUAUAAACAUGAUGUAUGUGACAGCAUUUUGAAAGGUUCUUUUUUUAAUUGCUAUCUUAUGGAAAAGUCAAUUUGCUCAGAAUAUGUUCAAAAUUGGGAAUGAUAUUCAUAGACAGUUAAAUUUAGCGUUUUUAGUUUCCUGGCACCUUCAAGGUAAACAUGUUAGCUAGUUAAUAAAAAGCCGUUGGUUUCUGCCUAGUGUCAAAUAAGGAGAUAACGUGUUUAUUAUAUUAAAUUGGUAUUCGCUAAACUAUUUGACUGCGGUUGUUCUAUCAAUUUAAAAUAUUUACAGAAUUUCUUGAAAUUACGAAAUUAUUUUAUCUAUGAUGGCAAACUUUGGCCGCAAUAUAAACUAAGCUUGUCAAGUACCUAAUACAUUGCUGUCGCUAGCGCUUAUUCUGAAAUGGAUUUCCGAUGGCGGUGGUUGUUGCUUAUUAGCUAUAUUGUUGUACUAUUCAAGAAAUAUGAAAAGUUUUUUUCACUGAACAGUAUACAUAAAUAUAAAAGAUUAGGGGUGAAAUUUGGAGAAUCGCAGUGCUCAUAAGCUGUGACGAUGUUUAAAUCCCCCAGAAUUCAGAGGUCGACAUAAAUAUUCUGUGAAAUGAAUUCACAAACUAUAACGUCACAAUAUAAAUCAACAAAGUUAUAUUUUUUAUAGUCAAGUUCCUUUAUAAGAUCGCCUUUUUGACGAUCCUUGAAUGUAAUUAAACGAAUAAAUUUUGUUAUAUUUGGACAUCCCACUGCUCAACGGAAGCUUUUAUUUUAAAGAGCCAUCUUAUUCUAAGACUUAUUUAUCACAAUUCAAUCAUUGCUAUUUUGCUACUUUUGUAUUUAAAAUUUAAAAUCUUUCCACAAAAUGUUAAACAUAAUAAAAACCUAUUAGUGACUUUCAUUUCACCACUUUCAUCAUUUCUGGUCAAACAUAAAGUGUUGGACAAUAUGCUUUACUAUUACACAAAUAGUUUCAGGGCCUAGGUCUUAACAUUUCAAUGUUGGCUAGUGUCGUGAAACUUGAAAAACGGAAACUCCCGUAGUAUGUGCACCAUGUUAGGGUUAGGCCCUAAUUUGAUUUCGAUUUUCCGUAUUUUAGUUUUAUAACAAGUUCGGCGACUGUCUGUAUUAGCCAAGUGAAUAUACCGCCUUUCCAUAGAUUUCAGUCCCUUUACACAACUCGGUGUAAAGUAGGCGAACAAAAUUAGUUACCUCCAUAUUGGUACACACCAUUUUGAAGCGCCGAAAAAUGUUGCAAAAUGCUCAAGCGUAGUUUCUUAUUUGGUGUAAUUAUGUAUUGCAUUUUCCUUGAUAGUAUUUAGAUGUUUCUACUGUCUUGAAUAUUCUGAAUUUAUGCGUAUAUCAGUGGUAUUUGAUUCGACUCCCUUGUUCAAAUAUAACGAGGAUGAAGUCAUUAAACAUUUUUCUGUAAUACCACAGCUAGAUUCCCUCCAAUGGUGAAUUCUUUUUAUACAAGUCAAAUGAUACAUUAUCUCAAGUAUACGCUAUGUAGUCUGUAGUGUAAGUUUCUAUACAAUCCAUAUAAGAGUCAUACUGGAAUACUACAGUUUAGUUUGAACCUUAUUAAAAUUCCCAACCAGUUUUUACCAAAUAUGCACUUAUGAACUUUUAAUCUACGGUCCUCAUAUGUUUUUAAUAAAUAUUGAACUCGUAUUUGUAAUAUUUUGCUUGGGAAUGCGCCGUUUGUUUGCCUUUUC